UUGAAGUCAUUAUCUGUUAGUUAGUUAUUGAAACUUUGCUACUAAAUUGAGAAUGCCAUUAUUUGCAAAGUUACAAUUGAUGGUUCAGGGAGUGGCAUUUACUAUAAUUUUGAAAUCAUUGGUUUCAUACGUCCUUAACUACGAGUACCUAGUAAUUUUCUUUAAUAUGAUUUUCUAAGAUUAUAAAAGUCAAGGCGAAUGUUUGAUGAGGCUGAGUUCACCGAUAGUGAAUAUAAGGAAAAGUUCUAUUGUUCGAAAUAAUGUUAAGAAAGUCAGACGAUUACGUUUCACCCGGAAAGGAUUACUUCGCUUUAAAUUUAAAAUUUCUCUUUUUAGUUGGAUUAUGGCCGAAUGAUAGAUGGUCGAAGACACAAGCAACUGCGUAUAGUAUCUAUCAAAAAACUCUUCAUGUAUUACCAAUUAUAUACCUUAUAAUUACCAUUAUUGGUACUUAUCAGCAUGCAGGUGUAUUAGAGAAGUUCUUAGAAAACUUGGACAAAAAUGUUGUAGCUUUGAAUUUCACUAUUAAAUAUAUGCUUUUUACAAUAAAACAUAAGGAGAUUUCGAUGUUAAUCACUGAGAUAAUGCAUUCCGGUGAUAAGAUUUCUAAACAAUGUAAUCGGCUUAUGUCUGUUCAUGUUGUAGCUAUUACAGGAUUAACUUUUCUCGUGGUUGGGGCAUUUAGUGGGGCAGCUUUGUUGAAUAGGGAAAUGGUAGUAGAGGCUUGGCUGCCAUUUGAUCCCACGAAAAAUAUGAAGAAUUUACUACUGUUUGCUCAGAUUGCAGCGAUAACAUUCACACCUUGCACGAUUCGAGGAAAUGCCAUGCAGGGAUUUGUGUGUAGUUUGAUAAUGUAUUUAUGUGAACAGUUAAUAGAAUUACAGCAUAGACUUCGUGCAUUGACCUAUUUGCCAGGGAAUGAUGAUGAGCUUAAAUAUCAAUUUAAAGAAAUUAUAAAAAAGCACGUGCGUAUAAUGCGAUACUCAAAGUCAAUGAAAAGCAUUUUUAAGGAAUAUUUGUUUGUACAAAAUUUUGCAAUAACUGUGGAAUUGUGUUUAAACGCUGUGAUGAUUACUGUGAUAAGAUUUGAAGACAAGAAGUUGCUGGUUGGGUUUUUUGCUUUUUUGUGUAUGGCUUUAUUGAAUGCAUACAUAUAUUGCUAUUUGGGUAAUGAAUUAAUGAGUCAAAGCGAAGGUAUAGCACUGGCGGCAUACGACGCAUCGUGGACUUCUUGGCCGAUAGGCUUACAAAAGGAUCUAUUGACCGUUAUAAGAACAGCACAGAAACCUCUCUCUCUAAGUGCUGGAGGCAUAGCUAAUUUGUCAAUGCACACAUUUGGUCAGGCGCUGUACAAUGCUUACUCUAUUUUCGCAGUCCUAAACGAUGUAGUUGAUUGAAGAAUAUGUUUAUUUUUGAAAUAGAUUAGUUCCAUGAUAAAAUGUAUAAUACUUUAUUAAGUAUAGUAGGCUUCAAUAUUAUAUGUAGGUAACUAUAUCUACAUCACAAAUAAUGCAAUAAUGGCAAUGCUAAUUAGAUUAAAGCACAACUUUUUCUUGUAGAAGUAAAGCUUUUUUAUAAUUUUAAUAAAAUUAAAUCUGUAU
Messenger RNA from Galleria mellonella (greater wax moth), 1601 nucleotides. It is a transcript of the gene Or-18, whose product is annotated as odorant receptor 4. Gene Ontology annotation, biological process: sensory perception of smell; detection of chemical stimulus involved in sensory perception of smell. Lineage: Eukaryota; Metazoa; Arthropoda; Insecta; Lepidoptera; Pyralidae. The transcript is spliced from 5 exons. Gene Ontology annotation, cellular component: plasma membrane. Gene Ontology annotation, molecular function: olfactory receptor activity; odorant binding. The record is from RefSeq and is a predicted model, not a curated record. Bases 261 to 1397 code for a protein of 378 amino acids.